This is a messenger RNA of Branchiostoma belcheri (Belcher's lancelet), 1288 nucleotides long. Its product is annotated as filamin-B-like. The record is from RefSeq and is a predicted model, not a curated record. Bases 429 to 1046 code for a protein of 205 amino acids. NCBI's taxonomy places the organism in Eukaryota, Metazoa, Chordata, Leptocardii, Amphioxiformes, Branchiostomatidae. Gene Ontology annotation, biological process: actin cytoskeleton organization. The transcript is spliced from 5 exons. Gene Ontology annotation, molecular function: actin filament binding.
AGCAUAGCUUGCACGUCAUCGCCUGCGUACCGCUCGUUAGAAACGUAUAUAACUAUUCCAUUAAUCCAAAUUAGUGUGGGAAAGGCGAUAGCACUCUGCCCUCGUGUAUUUUGGUCCAGGGUGCGCCGGCUGCGUCCGACCAAUAGCCGGGCUCAGAACUCAGCCCUUUCCGUCACUUCCAAGGGCGGGUCCGCAUUCGUGUGGUCGUGCCAAAGUUAUCUCUCUUACUCACCAUUCCUUUAACAUUCGCAGUUCGCCGCUUAUGUACCACACGGCUUCGCUUGGAUAAAUACUGGCGCUGCAGAUAGUUCGCUCACACAGGGAUACCCGGCCCCAGGUCUUGUUACCGCCAAGCAACUUUCCAUAAGGAAAAAGGACCACCGAUUUGGAAUACCAUCGCUCCAAGGCACCCUUAAACAGAGGAAAAUAUGUCGGGCCGACAAGUACAGAUUACAUCGUACAAAACAAGCUCUGGUGGUGGAAGACCGGGGGAGUCCAUGACUACGAGCGAGCGCCAUGUGUACAGUUCGUCUUCAGAGUCGUACGUGAAGGAGACAGGAGGCAUGAAGAUGCGCGGAUCGUACAAUGUCCAGUCCUCAAGUUUCUCAUCCGGGAGCUUCGGAGCUUUUAGCCAAGGAUUCUCCGACGACUUCCCUAGCUUGUCCAAGGGCUUUGGGCAGCCUUUCGGGUCCGAGGGCUUCUCCAAAAUGUCUAAGAUUAUGUCCUCAGCGGGCGGCAGCCUGUUCCUGACACCGUCCAGUAACAGUCCCGUGACCAUGGUGCGGGCUGAGGGAGCCUGUCUGAAGCAGGCGUAUGUGGGAGAACUCAGCACAUUCAGUGUGGACUGCAGCAGAGCGGGAAAGAGCGCCUUGGUGGUGGGCAUGCUGGGCCCGACCACGCCUUGUGAGGAGCUGGACGUGAAGCACAUCGGGGACAACAAGUACGUGGUGAGCUUCAAGGCGAGCGAGAAGGGCCCGCACUCCCUGGCAGUACUCUGGGGGGACGAACAUAUUCCAGGAAGCCCUUAUGACGUCACAGUUUUCUGAGCUGAUUUUUAUAUUCCCGGAAACUUUGCUAUAUUAUAGUGACGACGAGUUGACGAUGUUUUUACAUGUAAAGUAUACUACGGAAGCAGCAUACAUAUGUAUCUGACGUCACAGUUUGGUGAGCUGGUUUUUCUAUUCCCGGAACUUUGCUAUAGUAGUGACGACGAGUUGACGGUUUUUUUACAUGUAAAGUGCACUACGGAAGCAGCAUACACAUGUAUCUGACGUCACAGUUUGCUGAG